This is a messenger RNA of Sebastes umbrosus (honeycomb rockfish), 1493 nucleotides long. It is a transcript of the gene mrps9, whose product is annotated as mitochondrial ribosomal protein S9. The record is from RefSeq and is a predicted model, not a curated record. Gene Ontology annotation, cellular component: mitochondrial small ribosomal subunit; ribosome. Gene Ontology annotation, biological process: translation. Lineage: Eukaryota; Metazoa; Chordata; Actinopteri; Perciformes; Sebastidae. The transcript has 11 exons. Gene Ontology annotation, molecular function: RNA binding; structural constituent of ribosome. The coding region runs from base 53 to 1213 and encodes 386 amino acids.
UAUCUAUGACGUGUAACAACUUCCGCCGUCGACGUCAUCGCUGUCAGCCACCAUGGCGGUGUCCUGUGUGAGGACAUGUGUGGGAUCUAUUUUGGUUAAAAGUGUGAAAAGCAGCUCGAGUUUGAACACAGUCACCUCGCAGCUGAGCCGACAGGUGCUAAGCAGGCAGAUAUGUGUGAGCUCUGCCCUCCACAGAAAGAACCUGGCGGCUGCAGGACCAGAGAAGUUCACGGUGGAGUUCAUCCAGAAGCAGGUGGAGGAGUAUAACAUCGGGAAACGACACCUGGCCAACAUGAUGGGAGAGGACCCCGAGAACUUCACCCAGGAGGACAUAGAUAGGAGCAUCGCCUACCUCUUCCCCUCCGGCCUGUUUGACAAGAAAGCCCGGCCCCUCAUGAAGCAUCCAGAGGAGAUAUUUCCGAGGCAGAGAGCUGUCCAGUGGGGAGCAGACGGGCGGCCGUUCCACUUCCUGUUUUACACCGGCAAACAGUCCUACUACUCCCUGAUGCAUGAAAUGUUCGGCAAAAUCCAGAAGCUAGAGAAGCACCAAGAUCGCCUGAGAGCCAAGGGGCUCUUCUCCCAGGAUGUCAAGCAGAUCUCUCUAGGAACAAGCAGGUGGCUCACGAAAGAGGAACUGGAAGUUUUGCUGGUCGAAGACAUCUCCGUUCAUGAUUACAACCACUUCAUCCAGCUGAUGGAGCGCCUGUUAUCCAUGCCCUACUGCGCCACAGAGGAGGAAUUCGUCCUGCGUUACCGCCGGCAACUUGAAGCCCAGUCCAGGCAGCAAAUGGUGCCGCUUCUGGAGCGAGAUGACAGGGGCGUGGCCUUCAGCACCUCAAACGGUCGGAGGAAGACGUCGACCUCCACUGUGGUUCUCAGAGACUGCGGCUCCGGACGCGUCACCAUCAAUGGCACAGACUACCUGCACUACUUCUCUGUACUACUGGACAGGCAGCAGCUGAUGUUCCCGCUCCAGUUCAUGGGCAUGCUGGGACGCUUUGACCUGGAGUGCACCGUGAGCGACGGCGGGCGGUCCAGCCAGGCGGGGGCGCUGCGGCUCGCCAUAUCUCGGGCCCUGCUCAGCUUCCUGUCUGAAGGGGAGGGGGAGAUCAUGAGACAAGCUGGUCUGCUGACCCCCGACCCCAGAGUGAGGGAGAGGAAGAAGCCGGGUCAGGAGGGAGCACGAAAGAAAUUCACCUGGAAGAAACGCUGAGGAGGAGAAAUCACCCUCCCCUGAACUCUAAUAUGAAACAUUCAGACGGACUUCUGGUGGUAAUAUUCCCCCAGUUCACCUGAUUCCUUGUCAGUGGUUUAUUUAAGCUCUUGGAGGAACACAAUCGGAGAUGAACAGGCCGCCAUUUUUCAAUAUGCAGCCCAGACUGAACAAGCUGCAGUGAGCCUCUUCAGCCACCAGAUGGAAGUGUGUGUCAAGGAAUAAGAUGUAUGUGUUUAUCAAUGUAUUAAACAAUAAAUAAGGUUUUCAUAUAAAUAUA